Molecule: messenger RNA, 633 nt
Organism: Cydia amplana
Lineage: Eukaryota; Metazoa; Arthropoda; Insecta; Lepidoptera; Tortricidae
Product: cytochrome b5-like
Exons: 4
Coding region: 83-439 (118 amino acids)
Cellular component (GO): membrane; intracellular membrane-bounded organelle
Molecular function (GO): heme binding
Source: RefSeq, a predicted model, not a curated record
CAACAAUUUGAUAUAAAAAAACAUAAAUUCACGUGUAACAAGCUAAAUUGAAUGAAAGUACUCAGUUUUUAAAUUUGUAACAAUGACUACAGUUAUAACCAGAGCCGAAGUGAAGCAAAACAGGCACAGGAACAACCUGUGGCUGAUAAUACAUGACGAUGUGUUCGAUGUAACAAAAUUUUUAGAAGAGCACCCUGGAGGCGAGGACACCCUUCUGGACGCUGCGGGGUCAGAUGCCACUCAAGCUUUUGAAGAUGUAGGUCACAGUGAAGAUGCAAGAGAGCUGUUGCAGCAGUAUAAAAUUGGAACUUUGCCAGAUGACGAAAAAUCAAAGAAAGCUGUUCCUGUUCAACCUUGCAAUUGGAAGUGGUACGCGCUUGCAGCACUUAUAAUCGGCGCUAUAGCUGUUGGGGCCAUGGUCGUUAAGAAGAACUCAUAAACAUAUCUAUAAGCUGUAACAGACUGGCAUUACCAGACGGACUUGGUUUGGUCAGCAUCUCUCUUUCUCCCUCUUACUUGUAGCUGCUUCUUUAACAGACGUACGGCGGACCUUCCACUCGAUCGAACAGGUCUCGGACCGGACCAAGACGGUCCGGUACGCCCGUCUGUUACAGCUAUACGCUAGCACAAUUG